AUGUCUGUUCAAAGGGGAGUUUGUGUUGAAAUAUGCUAUUCUGGGGCAAUUCGAGAUCCCUCACAACGUGUCAAUAUUCUGGCCAGUUCUCUGAGUCUUGUUUUGGCUGUGUCUGGAAAGGGAAUUGUCUUUGGUUCGUGUGCAGAGAAAUGCUUUGAUGUCAGAUCUCCUUUGGAUGUGCGGAAUAUGGCUCAAAUCUUCCGGAUUUCAAAGUCUAAAAGUAAAAUAUGCAUUUCCGAAAAUCCCAAACAAGUUCUUAAACACGCAUUUUCAAGGAAAACUGUUCUUGGUGUUGUGAUUGGUGUUCAUUCUGAUCAACUUGAUGUGUGGAAGAGAACUAAAUCUUAUCAAUAUUCGUUGAUUGAACAGGAUAGUCCAUCAGACGAGCAUAUCAGUCAGAGCAAAAGACUAAAAAUUGAAUAA
Octopus sinensis (East Asian common octopus) is the source of this 423-nucleotide messenger RNA. RefSeq names its product ribonuclease P protein subunit p30-like. Gene Ontology annotation, molecular function: RNA binding. Gene Ontology annotation, cellular component: nucleolar ribonuclease P complex. Gene Ontology annotation, biological process: tRNA processing. Lineage: Eukaryota; Metazoa; Mollusca; Cephalopoda; Octopoda; Octopodidae. The transcript has a single exon. The record is from RefSeq and is a predicted model, not a curated record. Bases 1 to 423 code for a protein of 140 amino acids.